CCGAUUGGUCAGCGCGGCCGUCGCUCGACACUCCACUGUCCGCGGAUUGGUGCAGCGGCGCGGGCGGGCUCCUCCCUGGGCUCGGUCUUCAAGGCUCGCGGAGAGCGAAUGUCGUCAUGAGCGAACAACAGGACAGUAUGGCCACCACUGUUGCUGUCAGUCCCAGCGAAUACCUCCAGCCCUCCACUGCUUCCACACAAGACACCCAGCCCUCUCCUCUGGCCCUGCUGGCUGCCACCUGUAGUAAGAUUGGUCCUCCUGCUGCUCAGGCUCCUGUCACCUCUCCUCCAGCGCAGCCGCAGCCUCGCAGGCUCCUCCCCAUAAAGCCGGCUCCGAUCGCCCCCGCUCCGCCCAAAAACCUGGGUUUUCUGUCAACCAAGGGCAAUGUGAUCCAGCUCCCCGCCGGCCUGGGCUCCACGGCCCCUGGCAGCCCCAUCGUCCUCACCAUCCAGCAGAGCCCGGCCCGCACCAACACCUCGGCCCCCGCCAACAUCCAGUACCAGGUGGUGCCGCAGAUUCAGGGCGCCCAGACUAUCCAGGUGAUGCCGCAGGGCGGUCAGAUCCAGCUGAUACCGGGCACCAACCAGGCCAUCAUCACCACUCCCAUGACUGUACCGGCCCCGGCGGCCGCCACCGCUCCGGUCACGCCGCAGAAGACUGUCGCCAUCAAGCCCUCGCCGAAGUUGCGGAAGCCAAACAACUCGGCCGCAAACGUGGUGCAGCUGCCCAGCGGCCUCACGCUGCCGCUCAACGUGGCGACCGGAGAGGUGGGCGGGACUCAGAUCGUCACGGAGACGGCAGCCGCUCCUCCCACUCCUGGAAAGGGGCGACGAGGGAGGAAGAAGAAAGUGGUCCUGGCUCAGACUCCGCUUCCUCCUCCUGCACAGGCUGCCUCCCCGCCCCCAGAACAGAUGGAGACCAUCCUGAUAGAAGCUGGUGACAACAUCAUACAGGCUGGUAACAACCUACUGAUCGUGCAGAGUCCCGGGCAGCCAGCUGUGGUGCAGCAGGUCCAGCUGGUCCAGCCCAAACCGGACUCUCAGGUGGUUCAGAUCCCUCAGCAGGCCCUGAAGGUGGUGCAGGCCGCCUCCGCCACGCUGCCGCCCGUCCCACAGAGGCAGUCGGUCCCCUCGAACCUGCAGGUGACUCCGACGGACCCGGCGCCAACACAGAUCCUUUUCAAAACAGCGUCCGGCGAGUGGCAGUCAGUUCUGCUCCAGGACUCCGCCUCCACGACACCGACCCCCACCACGACGGUCACUGCCGCCGCCACCACCACCACCACCACCUCGCCGCCGGCCGGCACCAAGAGGACGCUCGCUGGGGGCCGCAAGGAACGGACUCUGGCAAAAAUCGCCCCGGCGGGAGGGAUGAUGGCGCUGAACACGUCGCAGCUCUCCUCGGCAGCUCAGGCCGUGCAGACGAUCAGCAUCAACGGGGUCCAAGUUCAGGGAGUUCCUGUCACCAUCACCAACGCAGGGGGCCAGCAGCACCUAACGGUGCAGACGAUGCAGGGCGGAGGGCUCCAGCUGGCGACGACGCAGGGUCAGCCGGCCAUCCAGGUAGACCAGACCCUCACUCUGGAGCUGCCCGGGCAGCCCGGAGAGAAGAAGCGACGCAUGGCCUGCACCUGCCCCAACUGUAAGGACGCAGACAAGAGACCCGGGGAGGUUGGGAAAAGGAAGCACAUCUGCCACGUCCCCGGCUGUGAGAAAACGUUCAGGAAAACGUCGCUGCUCAGAGCUCACGUCCGGCUGCACACCGGCGAGAGGCCCUUCGUCUGCAACUGGGUUUUCUGCGGGAAACGUUUCACACGCAGCGACGAGCUGCAGCGGCACGCCAGGACGCACACAGGAGACAAGCGCUUUGAGUGCAGCCAGUGUCAGAAACGCUUCAUGAGGAGUGACCACCUGACGAAGCAUUAUAAGACUCACAUAAACACCAAGAACCUGUGAGCAGACUGUACACUGAGCGUAUACGCAGACAAACUCUCAGAGACUAAAGACUGUGUUAGAGGACGGAGGUGCAGAGGAGACGAUACCGAGGGAGCGUCUGUGACUUAUCCCAUACUGGGAAAUACUCCAAAAAAAAAAGAAGAAAGAAAAGAAAGAAAAACAGCUCCUAUAUUCCCUCUCACUCCUCUAGGACACUGUGUAGCGUGGUGUACAAAGAAAUCCUUCCUGGUGGACUUCAGACUGAUCCAGCAAAUUUACUAAUAAUAGAUUUUUUUUUGUUUUUUUUCUUCUUCUUCUUUGGUCUGAUUGGAGGCCUGAACCAGCUCCGACUGACUGUGUAAGAUGACGAGGUGGCGAGGCUUCAGAUGCAGAUGCUUAACUCUGCUUGCUUAUUUAUGAACGUCUUCUCGUGGGGAAGAACGUACACAGGAUUAUUCAAACACCCACACUGAAGACCACAGGGCUCCAGUCACAGUUUCCAUCUCUUUGGUUUUUGUUCUCCCUCCACAAAUCCUGCUCUUUUUUUUUUUGUUUGUUGGUCUGGAGCUCCCUGAAAUUGGCCCGUGAAGAACCAAAAACAGGAAAAAAAACCCUAACACACUGUUUUGUACCUCUCUCAGAAAUUUGUUUUACUUCAGUGGAAAAUGAUCAUUUUGUUUUAAGUUAUUUGUGUUUUAGCAGGAGUUUGAUUUACCCAAAAAAGUUUGGGACCACGACAUAAAAUCUCCCCUUACAAGACUUUUGAAAACAUUUAGAAGUUUACAUUGGCUAUUUUUAAAGUGUCUAAUAUGCAUUAUACAUAAUAUUAAUAAUGAUAAUAAACUAUUUAUAACAUUUUCCAUACAAUUGUUACAAAUUGAUUUACAAAGUAGGGACGAAGGAAAACCUGACGUGAAAACAAAAAAGAGAAAAAUGAGACUUAAAGCUGAAAAUAGAAGGUGUAAGAUUUUACAGCAGAAACACAAAGAGGACUUAAAAAAGAACAUUUUAACACAUGUACAAGUUUGCUGUGAGGGUACGGAUUGGAGGUGACCAGAGCUUUUCCAGCGAGGCGAUACACGGCCUCGUAUCUCUGAUGGCGGAGCAGCCGCCAAAACCUCAGAACAAAAAACAAACAGCAGCUUUUCAGGAUGAGCUCAGACUUGGAAACGUGCAGUUCGGGGGCCAGAAGUCACUGUGCCUUAAAAGUCGUCAUUAACGUUUUAAAAUCAGUUCUUGCCACAAGCAAAGAGCUGCUGGAAUCGGAGUAGUAGAGUGUUGGCUUGGUGAAUGAUGGUACGGAACAAAUUGCGAGGAUAUUAAAUGUUACAAAAUACAACAUGAUUCAGUCCAGAGACACAAGAGAAGAAUAUAAACCCUCAAAAUCAACAUGACGAGCAAGAAAAAGAAAAAAUCCGGAGAAUGAUAGAGGACCGAGGAUUGAUCCCUGUGGAACUCCAGAUAAAAGAGAAUUUAAAUUAGCUCGCCCCAACAAAUUUUCCAAGUGAUUUAUUCAGUGUGGUGUGAUUGACCAUAUCAAAAGCUUUCAAGGAAAGUGGGAUGUCACCUUUGCCCACAAGGAAGAGAUUAUUAGUAACGCUUCAGAUGGUUGGAGGAAAUUCUUAACAAAUGUUCGUCAAAGAUGUUUAGGAAGAAACUUAAAAAUCAAUUACGUUUUUUAAUUGAUGAGAGGAAGUGGAUCCAGGUUGGUGUUUUUCCCUGUUUUCCUUCAUCAGUGACUCAUGUUUAAUAGAUGAAACAUUUAUGGCGCAUUAUACCAAUAUCCUGUUACUAAUACUGAUGAUUUCACAGUGUGUAUACUACCUAAAAUUCUCUACUUUUAGAGAAGUACUGCAAAAACUUCCUGCAGAGCAUCUUCAUUUCAUGUGUUGUCAGGGGCGACAGGGCCAACAAAAACAGAUCCAAGAGGUUUUAAAAGUCGGGGAAGAAGGUUUCUCGAGUCUCCGGGUGCUAAGGAUUUAAUUCAGUGAAUAUUAGAGUCAGUCACCCGCUGCUAAACCUGCUCACACUCCCUCUUUUCCCUCUAGAUUCAAACCAGGUUGCUACACAGUUGGUUAUCCUGCUUGGAUGCCACAACAGGUACGCUGACGUCUAGGGCUGGGUAUCGAACAUUAAUUCGUUUUUGGUACUAAAACAUAUAGCACUGAGUAUUGAGGACGUCUUGGCCUGAUUCACACUCUUUAAUCACAUAGUUCCUGAUUGUUUUAGUUCAUUAAUCUUUAAUAUCAGCUUCUACUCCGUUAGUCAACCGAAAAACUUUUUCAUUGUGUCAAAACAAGUGAAAAUUUGGUACUCGUACCAAGCGAUACCCAGCCCUACUUACUCCUUGUGUACUUAUGGGGAAAAAAAAGAAAAAGAAAAACAAAACUCCAGGGUAACUCUGCUGAUUCUGCUUUACUCACAGUGUAGUUUUGAUUUGGUGAUUUGUAGCCUAUGCAUCGCUGUAAAUACGAUCCAGAUGUUUGGCCUGACUCGACAAUCAAGUCAUGAGAUGCAAAAAAUUUAAAGAAAAGAGAAAAAAAAAGCUUCUUUCUCAGGCCUUCGAUCAGUUGCUUUGUACAUGAAUUUUUUCCAGCUAUGAGAUAGCUUUAAUUCUGAAUUUACACUUGAGAAGUUUUUGUUGAUAAACUGAUGACCAGCAUUAGGCCUACUGUACAGUAUUCACACAACUUACUUAAAUAUCAUUAUUUGCUUUACAGCAAACAUACCCUUGCUUAUAUCGUUUUUGAUAUAACGAAGAUGUACUGACCUUUUCGCUAACGGGUCGUCAGUCAGUUUGAAGCCUGGAUUUGUACGGGAGUCCGUUUUAUUCACGAAAUACACCGACUUAUUGUUAAACAAGCUUUUUGGUCAAAUGAGCUCGGUGCCAUCAGGCAGCAGGUAGUUGGGGUUUUCACUGUGGCAUGUUUUAAUACUGUGACAUACAUGUUUAAUGGAUGGAACGCUGUCCAACAACAACAACAACAACAACGUCUUCUUUUUGACCAAAAAGCUCGAGUCCAGUCAGAGUUACUUUUAAAGCACUUUGAACCAGUUAAGUGCUUCACAGGAGGAGAGAGUGACAGACGACGUAAAAGCUUAGGUGGCCAAUAUUUGGUGUAUUUUUUUAAGAAUGUGUCUGAAGACAUGUGAUGCCAUUAGGAUGGAUAGACAGAGCCUGCUCAUAUUUAUGUUUGUAUUUCGUGUCUAAAUAUGUAAAUACAGUGUGUGUCUGGUAGACACAGUAAAUGUAGGAUAUUAAAAAACAAAAGUAAAGCUGCCUAGUGUUGUGGUUUGGCGUGGCCGGCCCUGAAGGAAAUCGACUUUGUACAGUUGUGUAAGGAAUAAAAUAUAAUGUGACAUUGUAUAGCUUCAUUCCUGCUUUGUAUAAGACUUUAGAUCUUUUUUCUAUUGAAUUAAAGAUGCCUUAGACAGCUGCACCCAGUAUCUGAUAAUGUUUCCUUUCCCUGUCUAAUUCCAGGUAACAACAUUUGUAAAUUUCCUUUUGUGUUUUUAACUUAUGUUACAUGCUAAUGUCAUGUGCACUGAUCAAAAAUCCCAGGUUCCAAAAUUUGUAAAUUUAAUCUUGGAUUGUAAUUAAAUAUAAUAAGAUUUUUCCAAAUUAAGACAUUUCUAUUGCUUGGUGUCUGUGAAUUAAAUGCUUCUCCUUUCUCCAAGCUCAUCUGUUCUAUAAUGUUCUGCAGCCACUUUCUUUGUGUUUAUCAGGAGAACCCAGAGAACCAGCAAUUCAUUUUAUAACUUGUAUAAAGGUGCUAAAACGUAACGUUUGCUCCUUUUCUACAGUCACCCCCUCAAUAAAGAACUCAAAUCAU
Molecule: messenger RNA, 5767 nt
Organism: Lates calcarifer (barramundi perch)
Lineage: Eukaryota; Metazoa; Chordata; Actinopteri; Centropomidae
Gene: sp2
Product: sp2 transcription factor
Exons: 8
Coding region: 117-1955 (612 amino acids)
Biological process (GO): regulation of transcription by RNA polymerase II
Molecular function (GO): RNA polymerase II cis-regulatory region sequence-specific DNA binding; DNA-binding transcription factor activity, RNA polymerase II-specific
Source: RefSeq, a predicted model, not a curated record